AUGCUAGACAAGGCGCGCUCUCAAAGCAAACACAUGGACGAAUCUAAUGCGGCUGCCUCUCUGCUUUCGAUGGAAACAACCGCCAACAAUCAUCACUAUCUGCACAAUAAAACAGCUCGCCCAACGCUGAUGAACAGCAGCCAGGACGGCAAAAAGCGUGCAGAAGAUGAAGGUAGCGAUAGAGCUAACUCCCGCCAUCCUACCAUAUCCAGUGCUAGCAUCGAAUCUCUCAAAACUACCUACGAUGAAAACCCUCUGCUUUCUAUUAUGAAAUCGACGUGUGCGCCCAACAACACUCCCGUGCACACUCCGUCUGGUUCGCCGAGUUUGCAAGUCGAAGGCGGCAGUGACACUAAAGACGGCUCUAAGGAAAACGAUGCUACUACAGCCACUACUGACCUUCAAGAUCGUCGUGACAGCGAUAACGCUGCACACGCUGCCGCCAGCCCGCUCGCGCCUUCCAAUACACCUUCGGAUACUAAGUCCUUGUACAAUGGUCACGCCGCACAGGCGAGAGCCCCACAAGCUUCCGGUGCCAUGCAGCCGCAGUAUACUACAGCUAACAAUGUUGUUUUCCCUUACUCCUCCACCUCCACUAAUAGUAACACUGCCACUACUACUGUCGUCGCCGGCGCCAAAAAAAAAAUACAUUUGCCGCCACCACAAGCUCCCGCAAUUUCUUCCCCCGGUACCACCGCAGCUGGCUCGGGCUCGGGCACGGGCUCGGGCCUGCGUUCCCGCACAGGAUCGGAUUUGCCGCUCAUCAUUACCAGCGCCAACAAGAACAAUGGUAAGAAUACCAAUUCGCCUAUGUCGAUACUGAGCAGGAACAACAGUACCAACAACAACGACAAUAACUCAUUACACAGCUCAGAUUCGAAAGAAUCUUCCAAUAACAAUGAGAUCGGCGGGUAUUUGCGCAGCGGAACUAAGGCCGGCGGCAAUCCUUCUAACGACUCUCAUAUUCAGCCUGAUGACCAUGAUGAUCAAUAUGCCAUGGGAGUGGCUCCCAGAAACUUCUACUUCAAUAAGGAUAGGGAAAUAACAGACCCAAAUGUAAAGCUGGAUGAGAACGAGUCAAAAGUUAAUAUUUCGUUCUGGCUAAAUUCGAAGUACAGAGACGAGGCUUAUUCUUUGAAUGAAUCAUCCUCCAACCAUGCUAGUUCGAACACGGAUACGCCUACAAACUCUCGGCAUGCGAACACCAAUUCUUCUAUCUCCAGCAGAAGCAAUUUUCAGCAUUUCAGGUUCAACCAAAUCCCUUCUCAGCCUCCAACUUCCGCAUCCUCGUUUACAAGCACUAACAACAUUAACAAUAACAACAUUCAACGGAACACUCUUAAUCGUGGAGAAGAUCCGUUUGCCACUUCAUCAAGGCCAUCUACUGGGUUUUUCUACGGCGAUUUGCCGAACCGUAACAACAAAAAUAGUCCCUUCCAUACAAAUGAACAAUACAUUCCGCCACCUCCACCGAAAUACAUCAAUUCCAAGUUGGAUGGAUUGAGAUCAAGAUUAUUGCUUGGUCCGAAUUCUGCAUCUUCAUCCACUAAACUAGACGACGACUUGGGAACAGCAGCGGCAGUACUAUCAAACAUGAGAUCAUCCCCAUAUAGAACUCAUGAUAAGCCCAUUUCAAACGUUAGUAACAUGAACAACACAAAUGCGCUCGGUGUACCGGCUAGUAGGCCUCAUUCAUCAUCUUUCCCAUCAAAGGGUGUUUUGAGACCAAUUCUAUUACGUAUCCAUAAUUCCGAACAGCAACAACCAAUUUUUGAAAGCAACAAUUCCACAGCUGUUUUCGAUGAAGACCAGGACCAAGAUCAAGACCUGUCUUCUUACCACUUAAAUCUAAACUCUAAGAAGGCCCUAGAUCCCACUUUUGAGUCGAGAGCAAGACAAGUUACUUGGAAUAAAAAUGGUAAGCGAAUAGACAGACGCCUUUCUGCCCCAGAACAACAGCAGCAACUGGAAGUGCCACCGUUGAAGAAACCAAGGAGGUCAGUUGGGAACGCAAGAAUCACAAGCCAAACCAAUAGUGAUUAUAAUUCCUUUGGUGAAUCUUCAACUUCAUCAGCCCAUUCAUCUCCAUCUUUAAAGGCUUCUUCUGACUUGGCAUGUACCGUCGAUUAUCCUAGUGCUACAUCGCCGGAUUCCACUAAAUCUAAGGGAAAGACGACCAAGUCUAAGGCAAAAUCCAAAGCAAAACAAUCAUCAAAGAAAAGAUCAAACAAUACUACUUCUAAAUCAAAAGCAAACAAUUCUCAAGAGUUGAAUAAUGCUACUUCUUCAACCUCUCAAGGUACAAGGUCCCGUACUGGUUGCUGGAUUUGUCGAUUAAGGAAAAAAAAGUGUACCGAGGAAAGACCACAUUGUUUCAAUUGUGAAAGGUUGAAAUUGGACUGUCACUACGACGCAUUUAAACCAGAUUUCGUAUCUGAUCCAAAGAAAAAACAAAUGAAACUGGAGGAAAUUAAGAAAAAAACAAAAGAGGCCAAAAGAAGAGCAAUGAAAAAAAAAUAA
Molecule: messenger RNA, 2520 nt
Organism: Saccharomyces paradoxus
Lineage: Eukaryota; Fungi; Ascomycota; Saccharomycetes; Saccharomycetales; Saccharomycetaceae
Gene: UME6
Product: DNA-binding transcriptional regulator UME6
Exons: 1
Coding region: 1-2520 (839 amino acids)
Biological process (GO): regulation of DNA-templated transcription
Molecular function (GO): zinc ion binding; DNA-binding transcription factor activity, RNA polymerase II-specific
Source: RefSeq, a predicted model, not a curated record